GGCGGAGCCCUCGGGGCGGUGGAAGUGGGCGGCCUUCUACGGCCAUCUCCUUGAGCUUGAGGGUGAGGAGCGGCUUGUUGCCUCAGAGGUAACAUAUCCACAGGUUCUGGCGAUUAGGAUGUGGACAUCUUUGGGGCAGACAAUUCUCAACCUACCAUACAAGAAAACCAGUAGCAACUGAUGACACUGCAUAUUUUCCCCUGUUCUUACUGGGAGAAGGCCUUGUGUGUCACCAAGAGGUUCUCAGAAGGGACCUGUCAGUUCUUGGUUAAAAAAACCCGGAAAGAGAAGGACUAUGGGGGAACUGAUGGCGUUCCUGUUACCUGUCAUCAUUGUGUUAACGGUGAAGCACAGCGAUUCCUGGAUGCACUCUCUGAGAUAUUUUGGCCUGGGCAUUUCGGAUCCUGGCCAUGGGGUCCCUGAAUUUAUUUCAGUUGGGUAUGUGGACUCGCACCCUAUCACCACGUAUGACAGUGUCACUCGGCAGAAGGAGCCGCGGGCCCCAUGGAUGGCAGAGAACCUCGCGCCUGAUCACUGGGAGAGGGGCACUCAGCUGCUGAGGGGCUUGCAGCAGACGUUCAAGGUGGAACUGAAGCGCCUGCAGAGGCACUACAAUCACUCAGGGUCUCACACUUACCAGGGAAUGACUGGCUGUGAGCUGCUGGAGGAUGGAAGCACCACAGGAUUUCUGCAGUAUGCAUAUGACGGGCAGGAUUUCCUGAUCUUCAGUAAAGACACCCUCUCCUGGCUGGCUGUAGAUAAUGUGGCUCACACCAUCAAGAGGGCAUGGGAGGCCGAUCAGCAUGAGUUGCAACAUCAAAAGAAUUGGCUGGAAGAAGAAUGUAUUGCCUGGCUAAAGAGAUUCCUGGAGUAUGGCAAAGACACCCUACAGAGAACAGAGCCCCCACUGGUCAGAGUAAAUCGCAAAGAAACUUUUCCAGGAGUUACAACUCUGUUCUGCAAAGCUCAUGGCUUUUACCCCCCAGAAAUUUACAUGACAUGGAUGAAAAACGGGGAAGAAAUUGUCCAAGAAAUGGAUUAUGGAGACAUUCUUCCCAGUGGGGAUGGAACCUAUCAGAUGUGGGCAUCAGUUGAGCUUGAUCCUCAGAGCAGCAACCUUUACUCCUGUCAUGUGGAGCACUGCGGUGUCCACAUGGUUCUUCAGGUCCCCCAGGGCUGGACUGCAAUGGCGCAAUCUCGGCUCACCGCAACCUCUGCCUCCCGGGUUCAAGUGAUUCUUCUGCCUCAGCCUCCCGAGUAUCUGGGACUACAUGCAUACACCACUAUGCCCAGGAAAGCCCUUCUCCUUCAGAGGUCAGCUAACUACUCCUCCAUGAAGCCAUCCCUGAUUCCUACUCCAGCCCCCAAGGAAGAGGGUUUGAUGAUGAGACAUCGUCUGCUACAGGAUUUGCAGGGAAACAUGGAAUAUCACUUUGGACCUAUUUUCUAAGAGAAUGGCCUGAAGAGAAUAGAUUCAAGUUUUCUCCCAGAAAAGCCUCUGCUUCAGGAGCAGGUAGCAGAAAAAAUACAAUAUGUUCAUCAAACAGGUUUGAUUCCCCUCCUGGACACAUGGAAAGGCUAUCUUUUUUUUUUUUUUGAGACAGAAUCUCACUCAGCCACUCAGGCUGGAAUGCAGUGGCAUGAUCUCAGCUCACUGCACCCACUGUCUCCCGGGUUCAAGUGAUUCUCCUGUCUCAGCCUCCCAGGUAGCUGGGAUUACAGGCACCUGCCAUCAUGCCUGGCUAAUUUUUGUAUUUUAGUAGAGAUAGGGUUUCACCAUGGUGGCUAGGCUUGUCUUGAACUCCUGAACUCUGCCCGCCUCGGCCUCCCAAAGUGCUAGGAUUACAGGCGUGAGCCACUCUACCCGGCUGGAAAGGGUAUCUUUCUGAGCUUCCACUACUGUAAGGUGGAGUCAUAGUGUUAGAGUAGGUAGCUAAGCAGACAGGAGCAGGACAGGAGAGGACUCCCCCCCGCCCCCCACCGCCCACAGGAAUGUCAGGCAACCAUCAGGUGAUGGUCAGGCAGUUGUUAACUGUCAGUCUAAAAUAAUAAUAGGGCAUAGCUGGCACCAAGGAAAGGAAGUCUCCUAAAAGAAAACACCUGAAGCUGGUGAGCAGCCGCUUCCUGGUAAGAUCUCAGGAGCUGGGCGAGUGGGCUCAAGCCUGGGCACUAAGAGGCAAAAUGACAGAGUUUAACCUGUAUAUGACCUUCCUCUAGGAACGCUCAACUGGUAAGGGGAGAAAUGCCUCAAAUGAGCAUAUGCACAACUUCAGUAAACAUGCUGUGCAUGUGGCCCCUCCCAAGUGCCUGCAGGCCACCAUGCAAGUGGACAGCCCUGGACAGCCCGCCCCUAGGGAAGAAUCAAGGGAAGAGAAACAAACCCUGGAACUGUGCCAGUAUAUAAAACCCCAAGUCAAGGGCUGAAUGGCACACUUGGAUCUCUCAAGUCACCUGCUUGCUUGGCCCCCUUCCAAGUGUACUUUACUUCCAUUUGUUCCUGCUCUAAAACUUUUUAAUGAACUUUCACUCCUGCUCUAAAACUUGCCUCGGUCUCUCCCUCUGCCUUAAAACUACUUCUGCCCCUCAGCCGAAUUCUUUCCUCUGAGAGGGCAAGAAUCAAGUUGCUGCACACCCCUGCAGAUUCACUGCUGCUAACAAUGGGACUAGUUUUCUGGCCUGUGGUUUUCAGCCCUGCCUGGCUCGGUCCUAAAACCUGCCAUACCAUCCUCCCCCUGUUUUCUUCCCAUCUGCUUGUUGGAUGCAGGGAACCCAGGGUGGUACUCCAAGGCCCUGAAAGACAGUGGAGCUACUUGGGAGCCCAGGUCCCCGAAUGCCUUAGUGGAGCAAAAUGUCCCCUACACUCGACUCGUAUUGGACUCUGAAGGCAAAACUCACCUUUGUUGUGUUGAGCCACUAAGCUUUGGGGGAUAUCUGAAACAGGAUGUGCUGAUUAAUACUGAGCGGCCAGGAGGGCAUGGGAGAUGAUCAGUUUUGUGGGCCGGGGGAGAGGCAGUGGGAUUUGGUGGAAGUGUUUCCAUGAGGAGGCAGAGAGGAGCCUCCUGGGAUAGAAAGAUGAAGUGGAACGUGCUACCCUAAAUUGAGAAAAUGGAGCCAGUGUGUGUGCACCCUCUUAUAUUUGUAAAUCAGAGUUAACACUUCUGGUGGGGCCCUCUGUAAACUGUAAAUACAGAUAAUAAUGAAGGUUUGUAUUGCAUACUCACUUUUCUAAGUGCUUUAGGUAGAUGAUCUCAUUUAACCCUCAUAACAUCCCAAUGAGGUAGGAACUAUUAAUAUCAGCCUCAUUUUAGAGGUGAGAAAACUGACCCCAACAGAGAUGAAGCACUUUCCCCAACACUACCAGAAAGUAAGUGGCAGAGCCAGGAUGGAGUUGAGGUAUCCAGGCUCUUGAACCUGCCUCUUAACCAUGAUGUCUCUCUAUGGACUGCGCACUAACACCUUUCUAAUGAGGAUGAAGAAUUCUGCUGUUAUACCUGGUGGCCUGAAAUAAAGCAGGAAUUUGGCUGGCUUAAAUGUUCCAGGUUUGCUCAAGAAGCCAUGCCAUUCAAUCCUCUCUGAAACGGUGCUGUAUAUUCCUGGAAGUAUCCUACAGGGAACAGGGAGCGCUGGGCUGAUGGGGGGAAAUGAGGGUGGAGAAUGGGGGAGGCCAGCCUGCAUUAUUUGUAGGCUCAGAGGAAGGGUCCUGAGUGGAGGACUAAAGGAGCCACCAUGGCUAGAUCCGUGCUCUUCUGACCCUGGUGCCACCCAGGAGUGUGUCUCACUGCUGGGGCUGGCCAGCCCUGGCACAUCUGGAGAAAGGACUGUUGGUGGGAGGAGACCUGGGCCACUCUCUCCAGACUGUGUCCUAAGAAGGAGGAUGGGUCCGAAGGUGGGAAACAUAUCCUAUACAUCUUUUUCUUGAGACGGAGUUUCACUCUUCUUGCCCAGGCUGGAGUGCAAUGUUGUGAUCUUGGCUCACUGCAACCUCUGCUUCCCAGGUUCAAGCGAUUUUCCUGCCUCAGCCUCUCAAGUAGCUGGGAUUACGGGUGCGCACAAGCGCACCCAGCUAGUUUUUGUAUUUUUAGUAGAGAUGAGAUUUCACCAUGUUGGCCAGGCUGGUCUCAAACUCCUGACCUCAGGCGAUCCAUCCACCUUGGCCUCCCAAAGUGCUGGGAUUACAGGUGUAAACCACCACACCUGGCCUCCUAUACAUCUUUAUAUCUUAUACAAGAGAGGUGUAUAGCAAAUCCUUAGCAAGGGCCUACUAUGUUCCAGAUGUAGUAGAUGCUGUGAUAGUGAACCAUGGCAUGGCCCCUUCCUCAUGGAACUUUCAGUCUAGAAUCUUCAUCGGAGGAGGAGCUGAAGGUCAUAGGCACUACAGGGGUGGGACUGGGAUGGCAAAAGGGCUCAGAAGUUCAGAAACCUCCAAAGCUAAGUCAUACAGUUUGAAUGGGAUUGGGUUGUUUACUUGCAAGUGUUUUCUGACAACUGGAAGCUGUUCCUAAUGGCAAUUUGUCCACAAGAACUUACACAGUGCGUUUUAGAGUUGUGGGAGAGUGAAGGAGCCCUCACCUGAGCUGGCUGCCCCCAGGGAGCCAGAAGGAGAGUUCUUGAGUGGGAAUUUGGAUAACUCUUUUUUAGGACAAGCAGAAAUGAUGCCCAGAAUAGGGUCUUUCCAUUCUCAAUGUCACUUUGCAUGAAUAGCUACUUGAGAGGCUGAGGCAGCAGAAUUGCUUGAACCCGGGAGGCGGAGGUUGCAGUGAGCCAAGAUCAUUUGGGAUUAAUUAAAUCUACAUUUAAUUUUCUCAGUGCCACAGGCACUCAGAUGGAGCUGAAACCUUGCAUUGAAUUAGGAAGAGAAGAAAAAUCAUUGGUGGGUCUAGAGCCUGCAGACAUGAUUUGCUGCUGGGACACUGCAUGGAGGCAGCUGCGCUUUUCCCCACGGUCUCUCACGCUUCCUUGGACAGCAGCUUUCGGUAGUGUAAGCGUUGGAUGCUCAGCUGAUGUUUGGCCUUAGGGUGCAGGCAGACUUGGUGUCUUCAUUCCUUCAACAGAUGUGCUCUAAGUGGGAACAGCCUCCCUGUGCCAGGGAUGUGUCUGUCCCCUGUUCAUGCAAAAGCAGUGCUAGGAGUGCAGAGGCAACGUGGUUGGGAGCUUGCUCAUUUUCUUCAUAUUUCCUUUAAGCUCCGAGACCCCCAUGCACUUUCCACAUCAGGUUUAGUGCAACUCACACGAACUUACAGAUGAGCAGGGCAGAAUUCCAAAAAUAUCCCUCUGUGGUCACCUCUCCUGAGCUCCAGCCCUCUGUUCCUAGUUGCUUUCUGGAUGUCCUGCAACACGUCCCAAUCAUUAUGCCUCCUUUUACUCCACCACCAUUUAUUUAGAGUCUUCUCUGUGCCAGGCCUUGCUAGUGGUGAAGAAUAAAGAGUCAAAGAAGAGCUAGCCCUGCAUCGGUCCAAACGGCCACCUUCUUCCUCCACCGGACCAAGCAUUCCUUGCUCCACAGUGAGUUCUCAGCACCUGGGAGUUAGAACAUAGUAGGUGCUCAAUAAAUAUUGUUGCAUACAUGUUGGAU
Messenger RNA from Symphalangus syndactylus (siamang), 5572 nucleotides. Its product is annotated as major histocompatibility complex class I-related gene protein. NCBI's taxonomy places the organism in Eukaryota, Metazoa, Chordata, Mammalia, Primates, Hylobatidae. Gene Ontology annotation, biological process: immune response. Gene Ontology annotation, cellular component: external side of plasma membrane. The record is from RefSeq and is a predicted model, not a curated record.